AGAGGGAUUUCCCGGGGCAGUAUCUAUACCUUUCAUCAGAUUCUCAGACGUGUCUUUGGUUUUUUUUGUUUUUUUGGUACUGGGGAUCCAACUUGGGUCCUUGCGCUUGCAAGGCAGGUCCCAGAACCACUGAGCUAAAUUCCCUGCCCUCUCAGAGGUGUCUUUGAUGAGAAAAAGAACCCUCCCUAAAACGCAGGAAACCUGUUUGAGAACCUACAACCCAAUGAUGUCACAGCAAGUGCCAGGCCUUGCACCGUGUUCCUUCCCCAGUCCUUUCUGACCUCACAGCAGCCCCACAGUAAGCACCAGUCUUUCUGCAACUCUCGGCUGCUGGCUCCUAAACGCUGAACUAGAGGAGUUGUGCAACCUCGGGGCCCUGAUUGGCUCCGUUUUUGGCAGCGCGGCCUCCCGAUUGGCCCGCAGGCCAGGCUCGAGAGACUGCGCGGGAAGCUGCAGGAUCCUGCAGGCGGCAGACAGGCGCGCGUGUGCCCGGCGCUGCUGUGUCCUGCAGGAGACACCAUGAGCUGCAUAAACCUGCCCUCGGUGCUGCCGGGCUCCCCCAGCAAGACCCGGGGCCAAAUCCAGGUGAUUCUCGGGCCCAUGUUCUCAGGGAAAAGCACCGAGUUGAUGAGGCGGGUCCGCCGCUUCCAGAUCGCGCAGUACAAGUGCCUGGUCAUUAAGUACGCCAAAGACACGCGUUACAGCAGCAGCUUCUCCACACAUGACAGGAACACCAUGGAGGCCCUGCCAGCCUGCCUGCUUCGGGACACGGCCCAGGAGGCCCUGGGCGUGGCUGUCAUAGGCAUCGAUGAGGGGCAGUUUUUCCCUGACAUUGUGGAGUUCUGCGAGGGCAUGGCCAACGCCGGGAAGACAGUGAUCGUGGCCGCCCUGGACGGGACCUUUCAGAGGAAGGCCUUUGGCAGCAUCCUGAACUUGGUGCCCCUGGCUGAGAGCGUGGUGAAGCUGACAGCUGUGUGCAUGGAGUGCUUCCGAGAAGCCGCCUACACCAAGAGGCUGGGCCUGGAGAAGGAGGUCGAGGUGAUCGGUGGAGCAGACAAGUACCACUCAGUAUGUCGCCUCUGCUACUUCAAGAAGUCCUCGGUCCAGAAUGCUGGGCUGGACAACAAGGAGAACUGCCCGAUGCUGCCGGGGGAGGCCUCGGUGGCCAGGAAGCUCUUUGCCCCUCAGCAGGUGCUGCAGUGUGGCCCUGCCAUCUGAGGGGCCCCGCAUGGCCCUGCAGAGGAGCCAGAACUGUGUGCCCAGCAUGAGACAGGCCCUCCCUCCUGGCCCGCCCCAGCUGCUGGAUGAGCCCCCGAGGCUGGAGCCAGCCAGGCCUUGGUGGUUUGGGGUCCACACUGCCUCCUCCUCCAGGCCACACGCUGUCGUGCCAUUGGUGCUGCUGGCCACUUCCCCUUUGUGAUUUUCACUUUCAAGUUUCUGUUCUCCUUGUGGUACCUGUGCCUCGCCACACACGGGCACCCCCUUGUCCAUCUGAGGCCAUCUCAUCUGGUGGCCCCUGCUGCCCUGUGGGCUGAAUCCCUUCCUACACUCAAGCUCCAGCAGUGGCUUCUCCAGAAACGACGUCCUCCUUUAAGCCCUGAAGUUUCCCCUUAAAGAGGAAGGUGCUCUUUGGGGCUGGGCCUGGCCUCUUUUUCUGCAGUUUUGACGUUAAUGACCAGUAUUCAAAUUUAGUGACUGGUAAAGACACAUUUCGCUUGGGCCUAGGUUCCUGAGUCUUGAACGCCACUUCCUUGUGAUUGAGUGGGGAUUUCACCCAGAUCUUAUUCUAGUACCCAUGACCUUUUAACCUGAGCCUGAUUAUGAAAAAAGACUGAAGAACAUGUUCUUCCUAAGAUAAUGGUUGUCGGCCUUUUGGUCUGUCCAGUUUUAGGAUGAAGAAACCUAGGGCCCAGACUGGAAAGCCCAGGUGUUGGUGGGGUCGCCAGCCAGGGCUGGGAAGUCAGGUUGUUUGUGAAGCAGACACUGGAGUUUGGGGCUGAGGAGGGAGCUCAGCUUUAUCCGGAGAGCCUAGGUCACAGCACUGGGUGCAGAAGGGUCAGCAUUCCCAGUGGCCUAGCCCUCUCCCCUUUACUGUAUCCCAGCUUGCUGGGGCCUGCAGCUCACAGGGCCCACUAGUAAGGAGGGGCCUAGUCAUCUGUACUAGGAUUUGAAACUAUCAGGCCCCAC
Molecule: messenger RNA, 2187 nt
Organism: Fukomys damarensis (Damara mole-rat)
Lineage: Eukaryota; Metazoa; Chordata; Mammalia; Rodentia; Bathyergidae
Gene: Tk1
Product: thymidine kinase 1
Exons: 8
Coding region: 520-1218 (232 amino acids)
Biological process (GO): thymidine metabolic process
Molecular function (GO): thymidine kinase activity; ATP binding
Source: RefSeq, a predicted model, not a curated record